AUGCCACGGCAAGCCUACCCAGCCCUCCAACGGAUGCUGCAUCCGACUGCAGGGGUCAUCCUGGGAAAUCGGCCAUGGAUUACCGCAGGUACCCAGGCAGUAGCUCAACGCGUUAGCCCUUAUGCGGCACAAAUGCUACAAUACCAGGCUGUGCAAUCAUCGAAUCGCAACCCACAUACAUCCAUGCCACCGGCUAAUCUCCAGCCGCCCGAAGCAGGUCGAGGAGCGCAGGGACCGUCUUCCACGCGGGAAGGGCAUAUCCGUGCUCGCCUGCCGGUCACAAGAGUUGUCUUACCUGCAUACAUGCCGUCUCCGGCACCAAUUACCAACACAAGCGGUGUGCCGUAUGAUGAGAGCAUGUUUCGGCAGCUGCACGAGAACCUGCGUAACAUUCGCGAGGCUGAACACUUCCAGAACAAUUCCACCGCUCACCCACCCUCGUCAGCUACCAAAACCAAUCUCAACAAGCUCUUCGACAGAUAUCGCGACGACCCAAGGAGCAACCCAGACAGUAUCGGGUUAGAUGGUGCGAGCAACUACUUCCACGACAUCGGGGUCGAUCUCGAGGAUGUCGGCCUCUUCAUCGUCUCCGAGAUCGUGCAGAGUCCAAGCAUGGGCGAGCUAACGCGGGAGGGGUUCGUGAACGGAUGGAGUAGUCUUGGGUAG
This is a messenger RNA of Coniosporium apollinis CBS 100218, 666 nucleotides long. RefSeq lists its product as uncharacterized. The record is from RefSeq and is a predicted model, not a curated record. Bases 1 to 666 code for a protein of 221 amino acids. NCBI's taxonomy places the organism in Eukaryota, Fungi, Ascomycota, Dothideomycetes. The transcript is spliced from 3 exons.